Durio zibethinus is the source of this 1162-nucleotide messenger RNA. RefSeq names its product coatomer subunit epsilon-1. Gene Ontology annotation, molecular function: protein binding; structural molecule activity. Gene Ontology annotation, biological process: endoplasmic reticulum to Golgi vesicle-mediated transport; retrograde vesicle-mediated transport, Golgi to endoplasmic reticulum; intra-Golgi vesicle-mediated transport. Lineage: Eukaryota; Viridiplantae; Streptophyta; Magnoliopsida; Malvales; Malvaceae. Gene Ontology annotation, cellular component: COPI vesicle coat. The record is from RefSeq and is a predicted model, not a curated record.
GAAAAAGAAAAAAUGAAAAAAGAAACAGUACGUAGUUAGACGUGAAAAGUGAAAGGAAAAAGGCAUUUCCAAUCGAGGAAAGAAAGAAAGAAAUGGCAGCAGCGCCAGAUCACUUGUUCAAUUUGAGGAAUAAUUUCUAUUUGGGUUCGUAUCAGGCUGCCAUCAACAACAGCGAUCUUCCCAAUCUCUCCCCCGACGACGCCGUCGAGCGCGACUGCCUCGUCUACCGCUCUUACAUCGCUCUUGGCAGCUACCAACUAGUGAUCAAUGAGAUCGACUCCGCCGCUGCCACUCCUCUCCAAGCCGUUAAAUUGCUGGCCCUCUAUCUCUCUAACCCUCAUGAUAAGGAAUCAACGAUUUCGAGCUUGAAAGAGUGGCUGGCAGAUCCAGCAAUUGGAAACAAUGCCAUCUUAAGGUUGAUUGCUGGAAUCGUUUUCAUGCAUGAAGAAGACUAUAAUGAGGCUCUUAAACACACCAAUGCUGGUGGCACCAUGGAACUGCAUGCAUUGAAUGUGCAAAUAUUCAUUAAGAUGCACCGAUCAGAUUAUGCAGAGAGACAGCUGAGGGUCAUGCAGCAGAUUGAUGAGGACCACACACUGACUCAACUUGCAAAUGCAUGGUUGAAUCUGGCAGUGGGUGGUUCUAAGAUACAGGAAGCAUAUCUGAUCUUCCAAGAUUUCUCUGAGAAAUAUCCAAUGACCGGAUUGAUCCUGAAUGGGAAGGCUGUCUGCUGUAUGCACAUGGGAAACUUUGAUGAAGCUGAAACACUGUUACUUGAAGCACUUAAUAAGGAUGCAAAGGAUCCUGAAACUCUGGCCAACCUGGUUGUAUGCAGUCUUCACCUUGGUAAAUCAUCUUCACGUUACCUAAGCCAAUUGAAACUCACACAUCCAGAGCACAUUCUUGUUAAACGUGCAUCAUCUGCAGAAGACAGCUUCGAAAGAGCAGUGCAAUCAGUUGCUUGAAGAUGUGGAGUUAGUUUUUGAUAAAAUGUCAAAUGGUGCCGGUUAACAAUCGUUAUGGCUAUUCUUUGGGAUUUGUAACCUGCAGAGUAUAUGAUCAGUUUGACGAAAGUUUCAAGUUUUAACUUUGAUAUUCUUUUUGUUGGGUAUUGUUGGAUAAGGAACAUCUUAUAUUAAAUGUUUCCAGGAAAAACUCAAAA